UUAAAAAAUAGUUGAGACAGCCGGGAGUACCACUAGGCGUAUACGGCGGUAGAAUAUAAUCGCUCGACCGCCGUCAUGGAGGGUUGGUAUCAAGGCAAAGCUGCUCGCUCUGUAAAAGCCCAGACGAAAUGGCGCCACUUGCUUCGAACUCAAAAGCCCAUGGUUGAAGUGAGCAAAUAACCCCAGAAAUACCAUUAUGCAGUUUCUUCGCUUCAAUGCCUUCGGUAGAUUUUUCCUCUCCUCUAUGAGGAAGAACAGAAAAAAAGAUGCAAUCACCUCUAUUAGGAUGCACAAUUGUCUUUCUUCUGUGGUUGAAACAUCGGAAUUUGAAUGUGAUUCCCUUCAUGAUGACGCCAAAGCAAAGGACAAAGAUCAUGCACUCCACUCAGUUCUCUCACAGCUUGCAGGUGAUUUUGGCAAAGAGUCUAUGUUGUCUUUGCAGCGCUUUUUUGGUUCACGACGUUUACCUGUGAUUUCGACGGGCUCGUUAAAGCUUGAUCUAGCUCUUCAGAUUGGAGGAUUACCUAAGGGUAGAAUUGUCGAAAUUUAUGGAAAGGAAGCAUCAGGGAAGACAACACUUGCCCUUCACAUCAUCAAGGAAGCUCAAAAACUUGGAGGAUAUUGUGCUUAUCUUGAUGUAGAGAAUGCAAUGGACCCUUCUCUUUUAGAAUCAAUGGGUGUAAACUCGGAAAAUCUUCUCCUUGCACAUUCAGAUUCUGCUGAAAAUUUGUUGAGCAUGGUUGAUACUCUAACCAAAAGUGGAUCUAUAGCUGUAAUUGUGGUUGACAGUGUUGCUGCUCUUGUCCCCCAAUGUGAACUUGAUGAGCGGAUGGUUGGAGCCUUGCAGGACACGCAGUCAGUUCUAAUGACAAAAGCUCUACGAAAAAUUAAUUAUUCAUUAUGCAGCUCUGAGACACUGAUUAUUUUUCUUAAUCAGUACUAUUCUAUAUUCCAGGUUAGAUCAAAUUUAAAAUCAAAUCAAGGUUUAGGGCAUAUGGGUGAAGUAACUUGUGGUGGAAAUGCUUUGGAAUUUCAUGCCGCUGUACGGAUGAGAAUUGUGAGAAAGGGAUUGCUAAAGACAAAUGAUAAGGUUACUGGUCUUGGGAUUUGUGUACAAGUGGUGAAAAAUAAACUGGCACCAGCAAUGCGACAAGCAGAGCUAGCAAUACAAUUUGGGAGAGGCCUCUGCUGUGAGUCAGAGGUUUUUGAACUGGCUUGUGAGUUUGGUGUCAUCCUGAAAGACGGGAGCAACUAUUUCAUAGAAGGGGAAGUUUUUAGCAAUAAAAAGGAAGCCGAACUGUACUUGGCUAAGAAUGAUGAAAUUUUUGAUAAAAUCGUCACCUUCUUAAGAAGUCAGUUGUUUGAGAGACACAUGGUUGGGAAAGAGACUUGACAAGAUGGAGCUCCACUCCUCUGUUCUGCCCUUCAUUUCAAGUCAGACCCUGCUGCUUCCUUUGACACAGAAUUAAGGAUCCUUUGAGAUGUAAGCAUAAAUUGCGAUAAGGUGCUAGGGUUUAAAUUUUUUUACCUUGGUAAAUUCUGCAUACGGAACAUCCAGGAACUGAGGGAUAGCCAGUUUUUAGAACUUUAGGAUGGUCUGUUUACAAAAUAUAGGAUGCCAUGUUAUGGCAUGGAGACUGCUCUGCUGUGAUUUUUGCGUGGAAAACAAACAUCAAAUGAGAAGACUAGAGAAUGGAGUGGUCUUCUAUCAUCAUGAUGUGAGCAAAUUGUAGAGCUGUCAUCGGAGGAGAGCAGUACUCAUUUCAGAGACUGUUAGUGAUUAUUUCAGCUUGUGAUCUGCUUUGUGAUUAUUUGCUUUCCCUGAACUGUUAGUUCAUUAUGCUUGUGAAGUAUUUUAAACAGUUGGUUAUGAGUUUAUUUGACUCAGAACUAUUCAUUCUUCCAUUUUUCUGGAUUGAUAAUCUAUUAUGUUGUACUAGUUUCAUGCAAGAGAUGAUGAAAGUUUUGCUGAUGGAACUGUUUAGGCAA
Malania oleifera is the source of this 1989-nucleotide messenger RNA. RefSeq names its product DNA repair protein recA homolog 2, mitochondrial. Gene Ontology annotation, biological process: DNA repair. Bases 197 to 1393 code for a protein of 398 amino acids. NCBI's taxonomy places the organism in Eukaryota, Viridiplantae, Streptophyta, Magnoliopsida, Santalales, Ximeniaceae. The record is from RefSeq and is a predicted model, not a curated record. The transcript has 8 exons. Gene Ontology annotation, molecular function: ATP-dependent DNA damage sensor activity; single-stranded DNA binding; ATP binding.